This is a messenger RNA of Sceloporus undulatus (fence lizard), 8992 nucleotides long. It is a transcript of the gene ZNF385C, whose product is annotated as zinc finger protein 385C. NCBI's taxonomy places the organism in Eukaryota, Metazoa, Chordata, Lepidosauria, Squamata, Phrynosomatidae. The record is from RefSeq and is a predicted model, not a curated record. The coding region runs from base 81 to 1649 and encodes 522 amino acids. The transcript is spliced from 10 exons. Gene Ontology annotation, molecular function: zinc ion binding; nucleic acid binding. Gene Ontology annotation, cellular component: nucleus.
UGACUCUCCUUUGCUAGAACGGAGUGGAACAAUCAGCAAGUCAAGGGGUGGAAACUGUCACGUUUGGCAACAUUCACGGGAUGAAGCGGCCCUUAAGCCCAUGUCACUCCCCUGGGAGUGGCAUCUGUGUGAGCCUCACAGAGAGCCCUGGCAUAGGAUGUCUGCCAGAGCAGCGCUCAAAAAGGGAGAAAAAGCACCCAUCAUUCACCCUUUGCGAGGUGUGUAAUAUCCAGCUCAACUCAGCUGUGCAGGCUCAGAUCCACUACAAUGGAAAGUCACACCAGAAACGCCUCAAGCAUCUCAACAAGGGCAAAAUCCCAACAAGUCAAGGCCCAGCCAGCCACAACAGCUCCCUCUUAACAUCACUUCCGAUCCCAGGGCGGUCUCUACAUUCACCAUUGGACAUCAAGCAUUUCCUGACCUUCCGCCUCAAUGGAACACCCCCACUCAACCUUUUCCCCAACUUCAACACGGAAUUUGAUGGUGAAUCGGUUCUGCAGAAGAUGGAUCCAGUUCAGAAAGCAGUGAUCAACCAUACCUUUGGUGUUCCCAACCCACUCAAGAAGAAACAGUUCAUCUCUUGUAAUAUUUGUCACCUAAGAUUCAACUCUGCGAAUCAAGCUGAGGCACAUUACAGAGGCCACAAGCAUGCCCGCAGACUCAAAGCCAUUGAAGCAGCGAAAAAUAAGCACAAAACAGCUGACAGUAACAGCAGCCAAGAAAAACCAGCUGACUUUAACACCGCACUAGAUCUCAGUGGAGACACCAGCAGCAGCAAUGGAGCACAACCCAACGGCCUACUCAGCUUGAACCAGCCAACAGCAGACAACUGCAGCCUCAUGAUGAUGUCCCCAUCAGAGGAGUCAUCUGCCAAGCUAGCUAGUGGCAUUCUGCCCCUAGUUUCCCCACCAGCUUCAGAGCCCUCAGAAGGUGCUCCAGACACUGCAAGUCUGGCGUCAUCAUCUGCAGCCCCUGGAGCUGAGACUCCAGCCGCUGAAUCAAGCCAGACCACCAGCUCAGCACCAGAAAUGGAGAAGGAGGGGAAGAAAAACAAGCAACAUCUGUACUGUCCAACUUGCAAAGUGACAGUGAACUCUGCCUCUCAGCUGGAGGCACAUAAUUCUGGGGCAAAGCACAAAUCAAUGCUAGAAGGCCAGGCCAUUUUGCCAAGGCGAAGUAGGGGAAAGGUUCUCUCUCGAGUGGGGCACAAGCCCAAACGGAUCGGCAGCAAAGGCAGCCUUGGCAUCCAAAACAAGGCCUUCCAGUGCCAGGUGUGUGAGAUCUUUGUCAACUCAGAAACCCAGCUCAAUCAGCACAUGAGCAGCAGGCGGCACAAGGACAGGCUUGCAGGGAAGCCUCCCAAGCCCAAGUACAGUCCCUAUAGCAAAAUGCAGAAGAAUACGGCCCUGGCAGUGAGUAUUCUCAAGUCCAAACUGGCUCUCCAGAAGCACCUUACGAAGACUUUGGCUGCACGAUUCCUGCCGAGCCCCCUCACCCCGGCCACCAUGUGUGCUCUACCUAGCCCGCUAACACUUCGACCAGCUGCCACGACCCUCUUCCAAGCUCCCAUCUUUGGACCAGCGCUUUUCCGAACCCCCCCAGGCCCAGUGAGAGCAGCAACAGGCCCUAUCGUCUUUGCCCCCUACUAGAGAACUUCGGCUCCAGUUACUUCACCAGUGCAGUGAAAAACAAGGGAAGAGUACAUGGGAAAUUCGGGAGGGAUGGGUGUCUUAAUAAGGCUGUGUUUGGAAUCAGAAUCCUUCAACUGUUUUAAUGAGCCAUCGUUUCGUUUCUGUCUGUUUUCUACCUGAGUCAUUAACUGGGAUAGCACUUUGUUGGAAGGUAUUCCCACUCCACCCCACCUCAAAUUUGUCUUCCUGUUAACUUUUCACAAUCCACAGCACAAUCCAUUUUAUCCAGAUGGUGUGGUGGAAAAGAAAUGUUUGUAACAUUUAGGUAAUUAGAACACCUUAAAAAUGCCAUUUUACACAGGAUAGCUGUGAUCCAGCAGUCAGAACGAUUUCAGUAAAUGAGAAUUUGUCAGUGGAUAGCUGAGGGCCAAACCAGAUAUAAUAUGAGGAUUUUGUGAUUGGAGCACCCACAUCUUUUCUUUUUCAAAAAGCAGAUGUUUGGUGGUCAGAUCUGGAUAGGAUCAGGGGAUCAUAACCCUUUUCCUGAUGCCUUGGCUCUGAUUCAAUUCACACAUAUCCCAUCCCCAAAUCGCUGCUUUUUGAAGAAACAAGACAGCAAUAAAGAACAGCGAUAUCAUGUCUAUUUGCUCUAAUAUGUUCCCAGAGAGAUACUGUUGAAGAUAGAAUUAUCUUUUUUUAUAGAGAGAGAUACUGAGAUAUGUCUAGUGAAGGAACUGAGAUGGUCUUCAGUUCAAGAGGAAGAAAAGCAUGGAGGGAGUUAUGGCAGUGUGCAUAUUUCUCAUGCCAAAAAAAAAUUAUUCUGGAAAAAAAUAUUGUGAUCCAAAUCCUGCUCUGUUUCUAACCUUAAUGUUUAAUCUCAAAAUGAAAGCAAAACUGUGUGAGAGUGGAUCUCCAAUUCUAGUCCUUGAUUUGGGUGAAGCAAGGGUGUCUGGGGGUAGGGAGAAGUGAUAUUGCAUACCUUUGGCCAGGGGAUAGAUACAGGCAAAAUCCUGACUUUUAAAAUCUUUUUAUUAUUAUUGUUUAUAUCUCCAGCUUUGGAAAGAGAGUAUAAUUUACAAUUUGUAUGUCUUGGGGCAAAUGAAAAGUCAGAGGUAAGAUUCUCUCAGAUCCUAGAGCCAUUUGCUUUAUUUUUUUACUUACUGUACAUGGCACUCUUGCUUGUCCCAGAUACAACUUUUACUUGGGUGAACAUUGUAUGGUGUGAAGGGAAGACAAGAGACUAUCAGAAUAUACUGAAUCUAUGUCAAGAAGCCAGGAAUGCCUGUCACAGGUCCUUGAGUGUUCAGUGGUGCUUCCUUCAUGUUGUCUGUUUGCACAACAUUGUAGCAUGGAUUAGCGUUCAAGUAGAGUCUAGCUGGAUGCUGUUGGGUGGGGAAGAACAUUAGUGCCUGUAUUCAUUGACUGAAAGGCAAAUGUUAGGGCAUUUUACAAUUUGGUGGACAAUUUGUGGCCCUCCAGAUGCUAGGCUGUAACUCUGAGUAAGCAUAAGUUGUGGGUGGUGGGAAUUGCAAUCCCAAAACUGUCUGGAAGACCACAUUUCUCCAACUUUGAAGUAGUAGAUCUUGUUGAAGUGUGGUGCUACUUAGAUAUCAUCUUUUAGGUGUAGAAUCCAUCAGAUGGGAAGCCAAUCCCAUUGGGACAACUUAACAACACCAGUCACAGUGUGAUGUGAUAUAUUUUUUUUGUUUGAUUUAGAGUUGGGUUUGUUGGGAGGGGUUGUAUUCAUCACAGAUAUUUUCUGGAACAAUUCCAUUCUUGCUUCAAAUUGGGUCAUUAGUCCACAUGUUCCUAACCAAUUAACCAUGAGCUUGAAGCAAGGGCCUGCAAAGCACAUUGCUCUAGAUUAUGUGUUUUGCAGGCCCCUGCUUCCAGUUCAUGGCAUGCUAGAUGGUUUAGAUUACUUCAGCAUAGGCAACAAUCCACCUGAUAAAGCCCAGGGGCACAGAAUAUUUUGUUGUCCAGAUGUUUUGGACUACAGUUCCUAUCAUCCUUUACCACUGCUACCACAGCUGGGGUUUCUGAUGUUCAAAACAUGUAGAGGCAAAAGUUCCCCACCCAACUGUAUUGAAAGCAAUGGUGGGAAUAACUCUCCAGCAUUAUAGCAUUUUGAUACCACUUUCACUGCCUUUUCUCUAUUCAGUGGAUCCUUGGGGGGGUUGUAAUUUGGUGAAGUAUUUAGAAUUUUCAACCAGAGAGCUCUAGAGCCUCACCAAACAAGAAGCCCCAAAAUUCCAUAGAGUAGUGCCAUGUAAGUUAAAGUGAAGUAUAGUGCUAUAGUUGACUGAUGUGAAAGAGACCUGAACUAAUGCAGUAAUCAGAUGAGUACAAAACGUGAUCGAAAACUAUCUGCUCCUGCUGUGGCUUCCUUGGGAGAUGCCAUGAACUAGAUGGCCAACUCUUCCAGGUUUUUGUCUGCUUCUGUUUCUAAUCAUCUCCGAUACCCUUAAAAGAAACAGGAGAAUAGUAGCUUGGGCGAUCAUUUGACUGUGCACACCUUUUAGCAAGUUGACACCAAGCAUUGUGUUGAAAUCCAUCUUAAUUUGUUCUUGGUCACUUGAACAGAUCUAUUUUGCUGUUUAAGGAGAUCCUGUGUGUCAGUUCAGAGUCCUUGCGAUACUCCAGGAAAAGAAAGGCAGUGGAAAUACAUCUUAUUUAAGCAGCAAAUGGUGAGGGACAUAUGAGAGAUAUAAACUCAUUUUUGAAAUCAAUACCUAUACUGGAUAUUGGGUAUAUGUGUUAUACUUAUACUGGAUAUUGGGUAUCCUAAAAACUGGAGUGCAGUUUUGGCGCAGCUUCUGGACUCUUGGGAUGCAUGUAUCAUUUAAACAGAAUACCUCCAAAGUGACCCAGAGCAGCUUUAUUUUGGCCAGUCUGUAUGGGGCCAUAGAUAAUCAGGUUACUGAGUAGUGACAGCACACAGUAGUAAAUACUGUAUUCUGUCAGGAAUAGAAGCAGGAUCAGAACCCUUUACAACAAGCCAGAGAUUCACAUAUUAGAGAGAGAAUCCUCUAAAAAUAUUUUUGUCCUUUUAAUUUUUCCAUGCUCCAUUUACCAUAAUUAUCUUCAAUCUUGGAGAAUCUGCAGAGCUUGCAAAAGAGAGUAAAUUUGUUCUAGCUCCUCAUUGUGAUGGAUGCAGAACAGAUCAGACCGAAAGCUAUAAGGCUGCUGUAGUUCAUAACCCACUUGAUCCUGCAGCCUCCUCUGCAUCCUUCCACACUUUACACCCUUCUUGAAGCUUUUCUACCCACUCCCAGCCAAAUGGUAGACUUGUUACUGUUGUGCUGAUCCACCUCCCUGUUCAGCCCAGUAAUGUCAUGCUGUAAGCCAGUGACCAUGCUGGCUAGGGGAUUCUGGGAGGUGUAGUCCAAAAAAGUAGCUUUCCCAAAAAUUGAAAAUAUGGCAUGAUUCCUUAAGGGGGCGGGGGGAGCAUGUCAAAAGAGAGAAAGAGACAGAGAGAGAGAGAGAGAGAACUUCCUUUGGGACUAUUAGACAGUGCAGACAAACAGUAUUAGAUGAGCAUGAUUUCCAUGUUUUAUGUGUUUUUCAGAACCAUGGAGUUCCUAAGCAUUAACUGGACUAAGUAAAGCAAUACCAAAGUGGUAUUUUCUUUCACUGCCUUUCCAGCUUCUUAACAAACUUGAGUCCUACAAACUGAUUAACUGAAAGCUCCCUUAAAUAGAAGCACACUUAACAAAUGCUCCCCAGAAGAAUGUUUGCUGAAAUCAAAUUGACAAGGUGGCUAGCCACACAAUCAAAUCAAUAGCCAUUCUCAUCUAUGCAAAAUAUUAAGGGAGUGGCUUGAUUCUUCUUUGACUUUUGUGCCUCUUUCUGAUUCAUGCAGUGGUUUUUUUUCUUACACAGAUGACAGAACGUAAAAUCUGCGUAAACUAUAUGUACACAUGAGACAAAAUUCUUCCUGCAGUGACCUUAUAAUUACCUGUUGUGAAAUGCUCCCUUUCCACCCCAUGCUGGUAACAUUCAUUGCUAUUUAUUAUAUACAGAAUCAAACAUAUGUAGACCAGCAUCCUGUUAGUGACAUUGCAAGCAUAAGUCCAAUGUAUACCUAUGUAUGUCUCCAUUUUUUGUCAUUGUAGAGGUUGAUAUUCUCUUCUUUCCUCUGACCAAAGUGCCCCAGGAUUCACUGUUUCACGGCAAGAGGCAUCCAUGGCUAUUCAGUGGAUGAUGGAGAGAGGGGAUGGGUGGGAAGGUGCAUCAGAAAAGUGUCUGACAAUCUAGAAUGGAUCCCGUGCAGAAACUGGAAAAAAGUGGGUAGAUUUUAGACUAUGUCAGGGGUUAACUCGAACAGAAAGUGGACAAAGCCCACAAAAGCGGGUUGAUUUUCACACGACAUAAGGGUUAAUGUUGCGUUAUUGCUUAAUCAUCCUGACAUGUCUAAAACUCAACCCACUUUUGUGGGGGGGUUUUGAGAUUUUUAAAUCCCAUUUCUGCACGGGAUCCAUCCCAUGUGAUAAACUUCACAGAAUAAUUAUAUUAUCCACUGAGACCAUUGGAGGAUCCUAGCUCUCAGUAGAUUAUUUUUGGUCAGAAAAUGUUCAGUCCAAAGAACCAGAGAGUGCAAAAACAGCAUUGAGAACACCAGGCGACCCUAAAUUAACAUUUCUCCCCCUCCUCAAAAUCCACUUUAACUAUUACAGCUGUCUUCACCUGUAGGAUGCUAUCACAAAGCUCUUUCUUAGUCUGCUUACUAUUUAGUGCUGAAGGGCAGUUGAACAGAAGCAUUCAGCAGAGGCACUGCCCUCUAGGGGAAUCAUGUAUGUCUAAAGAGUUCAGCACAUAACCCACAUUAGCCUUCAUAGCCAUAUUGGCCAAGCAGCAAAAUCCCACAAACUCCAAAAUCCACAAAACAAUGAUACCUCUAUUGGGACAACUAAAAAGCUUAUUUUUAGUUGGGCCAACUACAGGGCCAACUAAAACUAUUGAGCCAACCUCCUUAUUUGGCCACUAAAGGUAUCACUGUUUUGUGGAUUUGGGAUUUUGUUGUAUUCCACACAAGGUUGUUAUACAUUAGGUCACCUUCCAAUUUCCAUUUGCUCCUGAAUCUACUUCCCAGUUCUACAGUUGUAAUCCCUGGAUUUGGUUUUCAGGAGCACCUGCAAGAGCUUGCAAUUCAAUUGUCUGGAUAGUUUCCUUACAAAGCUUUACCAGAAACUGUCCAGACAAUUUAAUAGUAAGGUAUACUGGAAGGCUCACAGCUGCAACAAACCUGAAAGAAGUUGAAUUUCUUAUGCUGAGAAGUGAGGGCUGUGCCAAAGAACAGUGGGAUGGUUCUGUUCCGCAGGGAUGUAGCCAAGGGGGGGUUCUUGGGGUCCGGACCCCCACCCUUCCAUUAGAAAAAAGAAUGGUGUGUGCUGCUGUGCUGCCACACCCAAGCCCCAUUAUAAUGGUGUCACUUAGUCUGGACCCCCCCCCCUUCCUAAAAUUCUAGCUACGUCCCUGUGUUCAGUUUGUGACAACAUGAGGCUAUUGAUAAGAACUGCUGGGCUUGCAAUAUCUUGAUUUUGGAGUUUUAUGGUUGCUUCUCCUCUUCUCAUCCCUCAACAAAAUCUCCAGUCAGAAAUUGGACUGAAUUAUGCAAACGUUCAUUAGUUUGCUUAGCUUGUUGUUCCAUUUGGAACGCACAUGUUUUUGUGUAGCUUUCAUUUCUGGAACUUGCAAUUUGUUUGGUGUUUUAUGCUACCAAUAUUUUGUUGCAGAAAGAAAGACAGAGGGGUGGGAAAUAAUAAGGUUUGGCAGACAGUGCCUGUGGAUGCCCAGGAAAGAUAAGUGGAAUCAUCCAGAUGCCAUCUGCAAUUUUCAAAUACUACUCUCAUAUUCUCUCUCUUCCUACCCUGCCAUCUCCAGAAUCUUGCUCUUGCUUUUUGUUAAAAGAUAGCUCAGCUUCUGAAACUUUGUAGUAGCUAUACACUGUAUAUUAUAGCCAUGCAUUCCUUCUAGAAACAGUAAUCUUGAUCUUUCCAGAUUUCCAUGAGUGCACUGGCUGAGAUGUAAGUCACAUUAAGAUUUACCCCCUGGUAGUUUUAUUCAGAGUUCCCACCCUGUUGGUGACUUAUUUUAAUGGGAUGAGGACUAUUGGAUGUAAAAGAUUAAACAUUAUAACAGGUUGCAAUAACAGCAAUUUUAUAAUUUUGUAAGAAAAUGUGGAAUACCCAGGGGCCCACUCACACUACAAAACUAUGGUGCUGUUAACUGCCAUGGUUCCAUAUUGUAGAAUCCUGUGGCUUUCAGUUUGCUGAGGGCCUAGAUCUCUCUGACUGAAGAUACUAAAUGCUCUUCCCUAAACUACAGAUCCUAGGAUUCCAUAUGAUGCACCCACAGCAAUUAUGGUAAAAUCAUAGCUCGGUGUAGUGUGAGUGGGCCCCAAGUCUACAGAACUGUAAUAUCGAAUUCAGUCCAAAACCCUAUUUUUAACUAUCUUGAGUUAUUGCAGGCUAAUCCAUUUUCCCAUCAAAUCUUAAUACUGUUUCAAGGAUGUUCAACAUCCCUUUGAAACAAGAGUGGGAACUGGGCAGACUUGCCAAGGUCAUUGAACUACAGCUCCCAGUAUUCUUCACUAUGGUUGGUUAGGACUGCUGGGGCUUGCAAUCCAACAACAUCUGGAAGGCUGCAUAACAAACCCUACCCCCUAUACACACACAUUAAAACGAGUAAUGGACUGAACUUUAAAGAUAAUCAGAUGGAUAGGUCAACUAAGGGCAUGUCUACACAGGCCAAUUGAAGCAGUUUCCCACCACCUUCUUUGUGACCUGUCUUCACGAUGCAGGACCAAAUCCCUGAUUUGAAUGAGGAUUGUCCUCACAAUGCAAGGCCAAUUCCGCAUCAGAUUUGCCCUUUACCUGCCUUAAACCAGAUGAACAUAAUUUACCUUUCAAUCCAGAUUUUGCAGGAAACCCCAGAGCACUCUGUAGUGAUGCCAAGUCGCUGUUUAAACAUUUGUCCCACAGUGCUGACCAGCACUGCUUCUACUGGUGCAAGUUACUCCCUCUAAGGCCACAAUGCUGAUCUGUGUUGGUCACCUUGUUUCUGAUCUCAAAGGGAGUGACUUGUGCCUGUGGUGGUGGUGCUGGGCAACACAACAGGAACACAUAUGUAAACAACUGUCCAGCAUCAGUAUUUAGUGCAUAGGUAAUGAGGAAAAUCCAGGACAGCUUCAGCACUAGAAGACUCCAGGAGCAGCCCAAAGUAUUCUGGCCGGUGUAGAUGGUGUAGAUGAGCCCUAAAAAAACCUUUCUGACUGAGAUCAGAUGGAGGGCCUGUUCAGACAGGCCAAAAUAAAGCUGCUUCAGGUCACUUUAGAGGUAUGCUGUUUAAAUGAUGCAUGU